AGCGACCCAACAACAACACUUCGUCAUCUUUCACAAACCUCGUCGUCGCCCCCUUAAUUCACAACACCAGAGACACUCCGAGCUCUGAUACUGGGUACACGCAUGAUUCCUCCCCAGUCUUGAGAUCAUUGGGAAACUCAUCGCGAAUUUUGCCAGUUGGAGCUCAAUACAGCCGUGUGAGGCAUCCUUCAUCGUCAUCUGGGAUUGCUACGGCGUCUGACACCACAGGAGUUAUAAUGCAGAGGUGGCCCACAUCUGUAAUGAAUUACAGGUAUCUCAAAUCUCUUCAACCACUCGCUGCCUUUUUGCCCACUGGAAGAACAAAUUUCUAUGAUAAGUCUCUCCAAAGUCCAAAGUGUAACUUUGGAUUGGUAACCACAGAUGGAAGGCACCCCGCUACUUUGUAUGGUGAGUGCCUCUCACUCACAGUUCCUCAAGUGUGGUCUCAUACUUCACAAAGGAGCCUCUGGGCAUGGCUUAAUGCCAUCUUUAACAAAGUAGAUGAAAGCAGAGUUAAAGAAGUUGGCCCAGACAGAGCUUGUGCAGAAUGGUUACUACGGUGUGGAGCAGUUGUCAAGUGGCACAGCAGUGGUAAAUGGACCAAAGACUACAAUACCUUGCCACCAACAGGUGGCAGCCUCCUCAAAAUUGAAGAAAUAGAUGCCACUGAUUCGGCAGUAAUGCACAUUGGCUUUCCUCAUUUCAAAGGUUGCAAGCAUAUCCGUCGCAUUGUGUUUCAUAAGGCAUCUUACCUUGAUGAUGCAGGACUAAGCCAGUUGCCACUGCUGUGUAACUCUCUGAAAGAACUUCAAAUAUCUUCAUGUGGUAAUGUUACUGCAGAUGGACUAAGACACUUGGGAAAGUUAAAAAACUUAGAACACCUCCUCCUGUAUGACCUUCCGGAGAUUACCAACAAAGAUGCCAUACUUCAAGAAUUGGAAGAGGCUCUACCCAAGUGUACAAUUGUAUUUCCAUAUGCACUUGCCAAAGAUGACCCAAGUUUGAAAACCAAGGAAUAGUGAUAAAAAACUUUACACCAAUUUCUUAAUCUAGUACAAUAAAUGUGAAUUUUUACCAUAGAAUUAAUUAAUAGGGAAAUUAGUAAACAAACUUGACUAAACUUCAUUUAUUUGUACAAAAUGUUUAAUAUGUGUUAUUUUGUCUUAUAACAUUAUAAUUUUGCUGAAUCCUGGAUCUUAAUUGGAGAUAAAAGGUUGAGGUUGUUUUGUAAAUAAACUGCAUACACUUAAA
This is a messenger RNA of Procambarus clarkii (red swamp crayfish), 1251 nucleotides long. Lineage: Eukaryota; Metazoa; Arthropoda; Malacostraca; Decapoda; Cambaridae. The record is from RefSeq and is a predicted model, not a curated record.